AUCUUAGGCGUAUUUUGCUUUUUCUUGAAGUUGAUAGAAAGGCCCACUUUCCUACUUUCUUCCACUACUUUGUUCAGUAGUGCUUGUAGCUUCUCUUCUGAUAUUGCUAUGAUCGCUGUAUCGUCUGCGUAUCUUAUAUUUGUGCUGUUUCUUCCCCCAACAAUAAGUCCUUCCAAUUCGUGUAGCUCUGUUGAAAAGGUCUGGUGAAAAGACGCACCCUUGUAUAAUUCCCCUACGCACUUUUGGGCUGUAGGUUACGUAUCACAACGAUACAAUACCAAUCAUGUUAUGAUUCGUAGAUCGUGGGACAAUGCCUUAGAUCGAGUCGUCAAAUUUGUCAAACCGUGCCAUGACGUAACGGGACGAUCCACGGGUACCUGACGGUACGAUCCAUGUAUCACGGUACGGUCUAUCGGUUGUCAUUUUGUCCACGAUGUGACUCCAUAACAUCAGCUGGUCAGAGAUGUUUCUCAACAUGUUUCUAUGUGUAUUUUGUAUACAUGCUUCUUUUUAUAAGAACCAGUAAUUUUAGGUUCAAGCUGAGAGUUCUUAGUUUUUGCAAAAAUCUGACGCUAGGUCUUUCUUAAUUUGUUCCUAAAUUAUUAGGGUGCAAGCAGUGCGAUUGCUAGAGGUGUUCAAACAUCACUUGCCAACAAAACGAGUGAGACAACAUUCAUUUGACAAUAAGAUUGAAUAUUCACCGAAAGGCACCCACAUAUGGCUAAAAAUCCUCGUUUUUGGGAUAAAAUGUUGUUCAGAAUUGCAUUUUACAAUAGCUCAGCCUUAGCCUGUUCUUAUUUUGUUCUCAACAUUUGAUGCACAGUUAGCAAGCUUCUACCCUUUUGAUAAAGGGUGUCGAUGUCGACUUUGGAGUCCUUUCUCUCUUUGCGAACCCCCACCUUGAAAGUCACAGUUCUUUCUCCGUAUGUUUCUUCUCUGAAAGCUUGUUCCUUGAAAUUAUCUAUUAAUUCUUUAUCUCCAUUUGCACUAAUUGUUGUUUUUAUUUGAACGAUAUGCUGCUGGUAGCAGUGGUGGAUCUCAAGGGUGGCGGCAACUAGGGGCAGUUGCCCCUCUCUCACCGAGUGGAAACAAGUCUGGCACUUCUUUUAUGGAAAUUGUGCACCCCUUUUGAAGAAUGAGAAUGAGACUCAGGUGAAAACGUUUCUGAGACCUAUAGGUUAAUCUACUUCAAGGAUUACCUCAGAGUUUACUUGUUCAUUCCAACUUGCUAACCAGGAAGAUAACAAAGGCUAUCCAUAAAAUUGUGUUUUGUUCUGUAAUUCCUGCCUUCAUUCAAACAUUGCUCAAUUUCUUGCGCUAAAAAGUUGUCAUUUGUUUCAUCUAUGUUGUAAAUUGUUGUCAAAUUGUGUAAAGGGCACUUGGCUCGAUAGCCCUUCUGAGUUUUUUCCAAGUGUCCUAAGCUUACCAAAUUAAAUCGUAUUAUCAGUAUAUUGUAAUUAAAAGUUUUUGAAUUAUCAAUAUGAAAUAAAAUGAAAUGAAGUUCAGUUAAAAUAUUUUCUCCAGCGAGGGAAGGGCCCGUAAAUUUUUUUUACACAGUGCCCGGGUGGCGAUCGCCACUUUUCCACCCGGGCCAGGCCGCCCCUGAGUCUGCAGGCAGAUUCUUUGAAUGCACCAUAAAGGUUGAACUGUUCAGUGUUUCUUCAAAUACGGCUUCUGUUCUAACUUUUAAGUUGGUCAAGUUGGUACUCUGGCCGAAAUUGGAAAAAGUUUUAUCUUCCUAACAAUUAUAAAGACUGUCGCUCUUUUUCGGUCUACUUGAUAACAAUGAUAAAAUCUGCGCUUUAUAUAAAGUGAGCAGUAGACUCCGUAGAAAAGAACCUGGUUAUCAAAACAGCAAUUUCAAAUGUUUUACACCUGCUAUCAAUUCUUUCGCAAUGAUUUAUCCAAGGCACAUAGCUUUCAACAUUUCCCUUAUUCCCAUUUAAAAGGUUUUCCUUUCUUUUUAAGUGAAAAACAAAUGUUAUGAACCAUUGUGAGCUAAGAACUAUUUAGAUUUAUACCUGUCCAAUGAGAAUUUGAGAUCCUAUUUGAUCUUCUUAACAAAAAACUUAAAGAACAUUUUCAAGCACGCGUGUCUAGAAGUCCCAUUUAUUUGACAUCAAUAGAGCCGUGCCCACAGCCGCAGAUUUGCUAGCAGUCCUUUACAAGAUCGUUUUUACUCGGGUUUCAAUUGUACUGAAUUUUACCGUUCUCUUGAAUAAAAUUCUUAGUGUUUUGCUUUAUUUAUUCUUUUCUGAAAAGUAGUUUCAUUACUAAACUUCGAUAUACUUUUCUUAACCACGUAAGAAAACCUCAUAGAGUUAGGAAACCUUCACAUUACAGGGAAUGGCACGGAAUGGAAGGAAUGAUCAGUGAUUAGGGUCGCUGACUAAAGACACAGGGGUCAGUGGUUCGAGUCCCUGGCAUGAACAAACCUUCCCCCAGAGUGAGGAGAGUCGCCAGCUCUCUGUAUUUCCAGGCGUGUAGGAAAAACAAGACGUGGUCACAUCGAGAGAAAGUACCAGGACACUGCUCGAUAAGCACAGCUUUUCAGUGUUCUAUAACUACCUUCGGAAGCUAGGUAGCAAACAAUACAGGAAUUGAAAGGGACUAAAAAUCUCAUUGCUUUCCCAAUCUUAAAAAACGAGUUAAAGAUUCAAUUUUUUAACAAAUGUUAUUCAACAUACUUUGAAAAGAAAAUGUUUUGUCUGUUUUCAAAUUAUUCACAAGUGAUUCAAGAUUUUUGAUAUCUAACGCAUUAUGGUGCAAACUAUAGUGCUUUAAGUUAAAGACAAGCUUUUGUUUUCCUACCAUUUCGACUAAGAUUUAUACAGUGGCAUUCACUCAUAUCUAAUUAAUGGUAUUGUCGAUAAUCCCGUUAUUUUAUCAAAAUAUUUCACAAUCAUUUUCUUUUGUUUGCAUCAAAUAAGAACGCCAUUUCUGAUUUAAGACGAAUUCUGAAGCGUUAAUCCCUUUCCAUUAACAUUUUAUCUGUUUUGGUAACAAUUUUUGCAUUAUCAUGUUACUGUUUAAACAGUUGGAUAAAUUUAUUUUCGACAGCGAGCAUUGAGAUAAUCUGUAUUGUUUUUGUACAAAUCCUUAUUUUUGACACAAUUUUCAUAUACAAUAUUAGGGUUUCCUAUUUGCAUUACAAAAGGGUUUAUUUUCUGAGAAGACAUACAUUCAAAGAUACUUUUUGUUCUAUAUUGCGCAUUCUGUUGAUUGACGUUUCAAUACCCCUCUUGAAGUAUUACAGUCAAUAGAUUUUAUAGCUGGAAGAUAGUCUGUAAAAAUAGGGAGCUCUUUACAUUCUUAAAGUUUCACCGCAGUCGUAUCUUACACCAAGACAACUAUAUCUUACCAUACCAUAUAUCUUAGGCCCUGGCCAUACCAUAGAUUGUUCCGAUGGUUGUUACUUCCCUGUUGCCAGGAAGACGGUGAGAAAUAGAUGACUUGAAACGCAUCUAUAGAAGCAGUUGUUGCUAACACUGGUGAAUACAGCGGCAACUUCGUUCUACAGUGACAAGGUAUAUAUUAUGGACAGUCGUACUUAUUUGUGAUCAUAAAUCAUCAGCUGCUUUUUAAGGAAAAAUUCAAAGGAACGUGCUCAUUUAAACAGAUACAUCAACAGUUCACACUGACAUUAAAUUGGUAAUACUGCCAGUGUUUCUCAAAAGUCGAUGAAUAAUCAAAGUUGAGAAAGCAGGAUCGAAGUGCAAUUGUGAUUUUAUCAAAGCGAUCAAAUUUCGUGGUACCGACAUGUCUUUGAAUUAUACCACGUUUCCUUUGACUGACAACUUUACGUUAACGACUCCAGUGAAUGGAACGCCUCCAUGUGUUUAUCUAAAAGUUGAUGCUGGCACAGUCACGUAUGCAGCUUUUAUGGUACUAGUAAUGAUAGUGGCGCUUCUUGGCAAUUCACUUGUCUGCAUUGCUGUUGGUCUGUCGCCAAAACUAAGACAAGACCCUACCACCUACUUCAUUAUCUCUCUUGCAGUGAGUGACAUGGCUUUUGCCAUAUUUCAAGCUCCAAUGAAGAUUUCUAUAAAGCUCAAUAACAACAAUUUUUGUUUCGGUAUCGGUGCUUGUCUGAUGCUGGUUUUAUCAGACCUGAUCUUAACACCAGCGACUAUAAUCACUUUGUUUGUUAUCGCUGCUGACAGAUUUUACUGUAUCGACAAACCAUUCUUGUACCAAGAGAAAGUCACCAAGAAAAAGGCUAAGAUCGUGGUCGCGUUGGUUUGGCUAUGUGCUUGUAUCGUAGCUUCUCUUUUCCUUUUUAAAUGGGAUGACCCAAGCCAGCCAUCAGUCAAAGGCCCAGGUUGCAUUACGGAUAACAAGUAUUUCUACUCAAUGCUUAACUUCCUAGUCAUCUUAAUCCCACUGGUUAUAAUGGGUAUAAUGUAUUCGAUUAUACUGAGAAUAGCUCUGUCGCAUAUACGAGCUAUAAAGAAGACAAGUCGGUUGCUGACAGUUCAGGAUGAAAACGAGAACAGGCGCUCCUCCAAGAUGUCCCAGCGACGGGCGCAUCGCGAACUACGCGUUACGGCCACAUUAGCUAUGGUUUACGGGGCAUUUGUCAUAUGCUGGCUGCCAAUGUGUAUCGUGAAUAUAAUAAUGGGUAUCAAAAAAGAAGUUCUUCUCGGUUCGUAUCGGAAAGUACCUGAAAUCUUCGUGAUCAUUUUUGACUGUCUACCAAUGGUUUCUACGGCGGUAAAUCCAAUUAUCUACAACUUCACCAACAAACAAUUUCGAAUGGCAUUUAAAGUAGCGAUGCAUCGUUUACUUGGAAAUAGGGAGAUAUUGCGCAGAGCAACAGUCAUUAAAGAGUUAGGGUCAUAUGGCAAAAAAGAAGCACGCUUUCAGAGAGCUGCCACCAUGGAAAUGCGGCAUGUGAAUGGAGACAAAGACAAGGUUCUUCCGCGGCUUUAGGGCUGUCAACAGUUGUAGUUAAUCUUUGAAGAACUCUGUUUUUCUGAUACAUAAAUUAAUCAUAAAUACAUUGACGUCAAAUAAGGGUAUUACCGGCUCAAGUUUAAAAAGGAAACUAUUAUCACAAAGCCUGCGUUACUUGAAUGUAUAUCAGUUUUAACAGAAUUUUAGUAAAUUUUGACAGCAGUUGAUUGAACUAAAGAUCCGGAUUUGCUCAGAUCCUCGCACUUAUGUUCCGCUAACAGCUUUUUAAAUUAUAAAUAUGGAUAUGAAGGAAGUCGGAGAAAUUUUCUUAUGGAAUAAAAGCAAGUUUUUGCGGAUAACAUCUGCUUCUGGAAUACCAUUAGUCUUAUUGAGUAAAUGACCUGCCUGUUUGUAACGAAGCCUGUGAAAGAGUUUUGAUUUUGACCAAGGUGGAAAUAGUUUCAAAUUUUCCUUCUGUUGAUUAUCUCAAUUUGGCACCUUUCGCUUUAAACAAUUUAUUUGAAUAUAAACAGCUAAGUGAGUGUUGAUGAGAUCUGUUUUUGUUUCAUGAAAAUAAUUACACUGUUCUAUUAAUGUACGAAAGACCCUUGGAAAGAAAUGAUGUCUUGUGUAGUAUUUUAGGGAAACUCUGUUGUAUGAGAUUCAGAUUCAGAUUGUAAAAAUAACAUCUUCUGUUCAAAGGGCACUCAAGGUUUUCAACUUGUGCCAUGACAAAUGGAACAGGCGUGCAGUAGAAUGACGCCUGUGAAAACAGAAAAGUUUUUCCUAAUUUAAAUUUCGAACAGCAAUUAACCAUGACAUUGCUAAAUACUUUUUGGUGGUACAAAUCUGAAAAAUGGCUUUGAAAAGAGCAAACAUUUUGAACCAUACGAAAGCUUUUCAUCUGGCACUCUUUACAGCAUAAAACGUCAUAACAUAAAUCGAAAACUCUAAGCCAAUCAGAAACCCGGGCACAAGAUAGUUGCCCAAUCAGAACCGUUUGCCUAUACUCUGAGGAGUUUCAUCGGAGGAAAAGCUUUAGUAUUUUUCAAAAUUUUUGCAUUUUCGCAUUUUUGAUAUUGCUCCUUUAGUUCUGAAAAACUGGACCCGGAGGGGGGAGGGUAGCUAAGCCUAAUUUUUUUUGGGGGGGGGGGCGUUCCAUUUUCAUUAAAAAAUUUGGACCCACAAUUCUGCACAUGUCUGAAAAAAUGUUCCCCAAGUUCGGCAAAAUAAAAAACAUUUUGAAGCACAACAAAGUCAUCAAACAAUUUUUGCAUGUUCUUUGUCCCAAAAUCUCAAACAUAACACAAUUCUAACUGGACAUUCUUUUUGUUAAUGCUAAUUCUCCCUCUGAAUGACUUUGCAACAUGUUUCCAAAGUAGGUCCCAUAAUUCUGCAUGUUUCUUCAAAUAGUAACCAUAGUUCCGCACAUAUUUCAAAAACUGAUACCGAUUAUUCCACACUUUUCAAACGAAUGAUGCCACGUCUCCGUACCUUCAAACAUGUUGGGGGUACCCUCUCCCCUGCAGUACUAGACAAAGCCCGCAUUGUUGUGAAGAGGUUUUCAGAAAUGGGUCCAGGUGUCAAUUAUUUCUUUGGGGGUGCAGGGUGGUAAAAACGAAGGUGAACCCCGAAUCUUUAAAACCUGGCUUUUGAUGCUCCAAACAAAAUACCUCGUCAGUGAACGUAUAAAAAAUGUAACUGCGAAGUAGUAAUGAAAUGUAACUGAGUACUGCGAAGUAGUAAUGAAACUCGUAUAAGGCAAUCACUAAUAGCAAAUACUUUUGAAGAUGCCGCUGCAAAGUGCUUUAAUGCCUUACCUGGACCUAUAAAAUCUCAGUCUAGCUUCAUAACGUUCUGUUCCAACUUGAAGAAGCAUUUAUUUGCAAAAGCAAACAACAAAUUGGACUAAAAAAACAUUAUUUCUUUUUUUAAUUAUGUAACUGUUAUUAACUUUUGAACUUGUAAUUUUACUUUGCUUUACAUCUUAGAGGUGAAGGGCCACACUUGUAGUGGAUAUGCUCGAUUGUACCAUUGUUAAUAUUAUUAUUAUCAUUAUUGUUAUUAUUAAAUGUUGAGAAGCAGAGUUAUCCUUUAUCUGUAAUUUACAUACCUUCUUCGAUUGUGAAUACAUACAUCAUUGUCCAUCUUGGUUGUAAAAUAUUGCGUAUCAGUUAACAGUUAUUAAAUUUAUCUGAAUACUGAUCAAGGGCAUGCUUGUAUAUCAAAAGCAACUUUCGAAAUUUAUCAUUUUUUGUAUAGUUGUAGUAGUUUUUAAUAUGUUACAAUUACCAAUACCUUCCAACC
Molecule: messenger RNA, 7203 nt
Organism: Rhopilema esculentum
Lineage: Eukaryota; Metazoa; Cnidaria; Scyphozoa; Rhizostomeae; Rhizostomatidae
Product: adenosine receptor A2b
Biological process (GO): adenylate cyclase-activating adrenergic receptor signaling pathway; positive regulation of MAPK cascade
Cellular component (GO): plasma membrane
Molecular function (GO): G protein-coupled receptor activity
Source: RefSeq, a predicted model, not a curated record